GGGAUUGGGAGGGCGGCCCGGGGUCGGUCUCGGGGCUGGUCCCGCAGCCAGGAUCGAGGGCGCUGUUUGGAGACUUUUCUGGUCGUCACGGGGCGGCGGCCACGUCGGCUGUUGGGUCCAGGCGGGGAGGCCCGGGCGGCCCCCACCGCAGCGCGGGCGCGGCCUGAGGCAGAGGAGCUGGGAAUCCAGAUUGGGUUUGAGUGGGAAAGGGCAGCUGACCGCAGCCCUCAGGGCUUUGGGGCAGGCGGGGCGGGAGGCCCGGUUCUGCUCAGCCCAGACCCCCCACGCCCACUCUGCAUGUUCUCUGGAUUCCCAGGGGGCCAUCGGGGCGCUGUCCUGCACCACUUCAUCCUCCCCAAAUUGAAGCAGGAAACCCUGCAUAUUUCUUGGUACCCCCUGUACCAGUUGGGUGGCCCACAACUUCGGGUGUUCCGAACCAACUUCUUCAUUCAGCUGGUGCGGCCUGGUGUGGCCCAGCCUGAGGACACCGUGCAGUUCCGGAUCCCCAUGGAAAUGACAAGGGUGGACCUCAGGAAUUACCUCGAGAGCAUCUAUAACGUGCCCGUGGCUGCUGUGCGGACACGGGUGCAGCAUGGCUCUAACAGAAGAAGAGAUCACAGAAACGUCAGGAUCAAGAAGCCGGACUACAAGGUCGCCUACGUGCAGCUGGCCCACGGACAGACCUUCACGUUCCCAGAUCUGUUUCCCGAGAAAGACGAGAGCCCUGAAGGCAGCGCUGCCGACGAUCUCUAUAGCAUGCUCGAGGAGGAGCGGCAGCAGAGGCAGAGCAGCGACCCGCGGCGGGGCGGCAUCCCCAGCUGGUUUGGGCUGUGACGGGGCGGCCAGCAGGGACGUGCCCUAGGUGGGCAGCUGUGGCAGAGCAGUCCCAACACCUAAAUAAAAGUCCUGCGGCAGGAGAAAGAGCCGGAA
Pongo pygmaeus (Bornean orangutan) is the source of this 930-nucleotide messenger RNA. RefSeq names its product mitochondrial ribosomal protein L23 (gene MRPL23). NCBI's taxonomy places the organism in Eukaryota, Metazoa, Chordata, Mammalia, Primates, Hominidae. Gene Ontology annotation, biological process: mitochondrial translation. The coding region runs from base 298 to 834 and encodes 178 amino acids. Gene Ontology annotation, cellular component: ribosome; mitochondrial large ribosomal subunit. The transcript is spliced from 5 exons. The record is from RefSeq and is a predicted model, not a curated record. Gene Ontology annotation, molecular function: structural constituent of ribosome.